Talaromyces rugulosus is the source of this 870-nucleotide messenger RNA. RefSeq lists its product as uncharacterized. The coding region runs from base 1 to 870 and encodes 289 amino acids. The record is from RefSeq and is a predicted model, not a curated record. The transcript has 3 exons. NCBI's taxonomy places the organism in Eukaryota, Fungi, Ascomycota, Eurotiomycetes, Eurotiales, Trichocomaceae.
AUGUCGCCAAACAAAGCUACCGCCAAGGACGAAGAAAAGGCAGAUCCUCCACAGAGAAUAUCAAAGGAAAUAAGCAUUCUCCUUCGUUGGCGCAAACUGGUUGAUGAUUGCAAAUCUACUGCCGGAUCUGCCAACAAGCCCGAACGCACUACCUUGCUCCCACAGCUUGAUGAAAGAAUGAACGAAAUCAACGAUAAAUUGGACGGACAGGAGGAUAAGAUCGGAGCUAUAAUUGAAUAUCCCUUAGGUGGAGACAAAGAAGCGGACAGAAUCAAGUUAUUCUUCUGUGCACAAUGUAUUCUAUCAACGGAAAUACGAGAAAAUUGGAGGAUUAUUUGGGCCAUUGACUAUUUGAAUUGGUUAGCUGGCCAAGACGUCACUGAUAACGAUCUCCUAUCGUAUGAGGAAGGAUUUAGGGAAGAUGAAAGAUGGCCUAUCUGUUAUCUCAUUAAGGAGACUGAGAAAACGGCUACACGGUGCAAAAAAGAGGAUAAAAUCCUUGAUUUUGAAAGGUGGCUACAUCAGCAGUCAAUUUUUUGUGGACAUAUCGCGUUCAAGCUUGAGUCUCUAUACGGCUAUCUCGUCAAAACUCACUGGAGAGCCGAAACUGAUGAAGAAAAGGAAGGAUUGAUUGCGAAAUUCGGCCAGGUAGGAGGACUGCUUUUUGAUGAGGCGGCCCGAGCAAAUAGAGGAGAACUGAGCAAUAUUGCGUUGAGAUCGAGGGAAAGGUCUGACGGAAAAAUUGCUGCGACGUCAUCUGAGAUUAUUUUUGAGAUAUCCAAACGAAUCGAACCCAGUGGUGUGUUGUCGUGGAAACUCUGCUUACCUCCCGGGUUUUUGGAGUGUUGUUCACCUUCUCUUGGUCUAUAA